CCAGUGAAAAUGUGGUCCAGGGUGCCAGAUAUCACAACAAUGUGAUUCUUUUUCGUGUCGCAAUUGGACUGCAGCAAAUCACAAGGUUAGUGGAUCGAGAGUAACUCCAAGAAACCGGCAAACUGGGUGAGCCGUGCACUGGGAGCAGCAGCGGUGAUCAUCUGCUCUCUCUGUAGAUACAUUGAUCCAAACUGCUGCUUUGGAGUAACAAAAGUCUUGAACUUUCUCCCUGCUACAAUUUUGGAGAAUCACCAGUUACUUCAGGGUAAAUAUCAGCAUUCAAAGCAGAAGAGGGCAGGCAUAUUGUUUAUGAUUUAGAUUUGGAUAAUUAACCAUGGGCGAUGUUAAGAUUGCUCAAAAUGCCACUCGUAUUUCCAAAACAACGUUAACUUUGGAAAGACCCCAGGCUGAUACCUACCCUCCUGAAGUACCAGCGUUCACACUGCCUCCAAGAAAUCUGCGGAUUCCCACUGGUGGAACAGCCAAGUUUGAUGGAAAGGUGAGGGGACGUCCAGAACCUCAUGUUACAUGGUACAAGAAUGGACAGCUUGUCCCAAAGAAUGAUCGGUACAUUACUGAGCAAAAUAAGCGUGGAACCUUCAGCCUAGUCAUAAAACAAGUGCAAAAAGAUGAUGCUGGAAAGUACACAUGUGAAACUGCCAAUGCUGCUGGAGUUCGCCAAGUCACUGUGGAAUUAACAGUACAAGAGGAUCCUGAAAAGAAAUAUGGAUGGCCUUCCAAUGCUUCCAGUCGAUAUUCUACUCCAUCAGUGGAAAACAGGCCGAGUAUUUGGGGUGAAAGCCCACCAAAGUUUGUCACUAAACCAACACGACUAAUUGUCAAAGAAGGACAGAGCGGUAAAUUCUCCUGCAAGAUAACAGGCAGACCUCAUCCUCAAGUAAUCUGGCUGAAGGGUGAGGCAGAGUUGCAGCAAAGUGAUCAUUUCAACAUGUUUGAGAAGUCUGGGAUUCACUUCUUGGAAAUCCGAGCUGCACGGGCAGAGGAUGCUGGAAACUAUGUGUGUUUAGUAAUGAAUAAUUCUGGAAAAGCAAUGGCAUCUGUGGAACUCAUACUUCAAAAUAUGUGUUCAACAUCUGAAAUUUCUUCGGUGCAACAAAGAAGCAAUGCUGCUAAAACUGUUGAACCUCUGGAAACUAAACAGACAACUGCAAAUGGCAUUCAAAUGGAAAAGCAAGAGGCUAGUGCAGUCACUGUUCAAUCCAAGGAGAAUCAGAAAGCGAUGAAAUGCAUUCUAGCAGCCCCUGAGAAACAGAAGCCAGAGAGUGAAGAGCGACUGGAAAAAAGAACUGAAGAAAACAAGUCUCAUCCAGAACUGAAGUCAGAAGUAAAAAAUGUGACACUCCAACAAAAAUAUUUAAAUGCUGCAACACAUCAAGAAUCAAAAGUAGAAAUAAAGAAAACUCCAAUACAACAGGAAUCCCAAAUCACCACAACAGCCCCUACCCUACAGAAAUCCCAAAUUACCACAACAUCCUCCAUCCUACAGAAAUCCCAAAUCACCACAGCAGCCCCUACCCUACAGAAAUCCCAAAUCACCACAACAGCCCCCACCCUACAGAAAUCCCAAAUUAGCACAACAUCCUCCAUCCUACAGAAAUCCCAAAACACCAAAACAGCCCCCACCUUACAGCAAUCCCAAACUACUCCAGCUCCCACCGUACUGAAAACCCAAAUUGCUACAUCCUCCAUCCAAGAGAAAGCUCAAAUCUUUACAAGAACUUCCACCCAGCAGAAAACCCAAAAAAUUCCAACAGGCUCUAUCGAACAGAAAGCACCAAGUAUGAUAACAAACCAGAAAUCUAAGCGUACUCUCAUACUCCAAUCACACAAGAUGGAGGAACCGGCAAUUAUUGAAAGAAAAGAGGAGCCGGCAGGGCAGAUGGAAGAAUGUCCGAAGGUUAUCCCGCAGUUGAAUGUUGAAGGUUGCAGAACUAUGCAGAAUUCACAAUCAGGAGCUGGGAAACUGCCAGCAGAAAGCAGAAAGAUUGCAGAACAAAAAUCAAUGACCAGAGGAUCACCUCCUGAUUUUCUUAUUUAUCCUCAAAGCCAGACAGUACUGGCGGGUGAAGAGGUUAUAUUCAGAUGUAAAAUUACAGGAUAUCCAAAACCAGAAGUGAAAUGGACAAAAAAUGGAGUUUUACUGAAUCAAACAGGUGGUCUUGAAAUGUAUGAAAAGGAUGAGAUUCAAUUUCUUUGCAUUAGCAGCGUAAAUAUGGCUGACAGUGGCUCAUACAGCUGCACAGUGACAAACCGCAGAGGCCAGCUUUCCAGGAAUUGGACAUUAAGUGUUACAGGCUCCAAGGAAGAGGAGGUACCACCAUUUUUCACUAACGUAUUGAAGGAAUGCAGAGUGAGCGAGGGUGACGAUUUUUUUCUGCAGUGCUCAGUGGACGGCAAACCUCAGCCUCGGAUUACCUGGCUUGUGAAUGAUACACCCAUUCAGUAUGCUCACAGCUCAUUUGAAAAUGAUAUUGCAAAACUCUAUAUACAAGAUGCUUUGCCAGAAGAUGAUGCUAUUUAUACCUGUGUAGCAGAAAACAAAUUUGGAAGGACAUCUUGCUGUGCUAAAGUGACAGUUAAAGAAAAGAAGACUGCCAAGAAGACUGAGAGUACGAGUGUUGAAGAUUCCAAAAGGACAUUUGCCCCGAUCAUCCUGAAGGAGUUGACUGACCUGCAGGUUAUGGAUGGUAGCCAAGUAAGAAUGACAGUGGAAGUGGCAGGUAAUCCACCUCCAGAAAUUAUCUGGCUCCAUAAUGGGAAAGAAAUUCAGGAAUCAGAAGACUUUCAGUUUGAGAAGAAUGGAAAUGAAUUCAGUCUUUUUAUUCAGGAGGUUUUUCCUGAAGAUACAGGAAAGUAUACAUGUGAAGCUUGGAAUGACUUUGGGGAAGCGCAGUCACAGGCAAUACUCACUGUGCAAGAGCCCCAGGAUGGGAUACAACCCUGGUUCAUCAGCAAGCCAAAGGCUGUGACUUCAACUUUAGGGGGACAUGCCCUCAUUUCAUGUGCCAUCGCUGGAGAUCCAUUCCCAACUGUGCAGUGGUUGAAAGAUGGGAAGGAGGUUAUCAUUGAUGAAGGCUGCAAAGUCCUCCAAAAUGAGGAUGUGUUUACACUGUUCAUCAAGAAUGUCCAGCUUCAUCAUGCUGGGCAAUAUGAAAUAAGGCUGAAAAACCAAGUUGGCAAGUGUAGCUGCCACGUGUCUCUACUGGUCAAAGAAUGCUCCCUUUCCAGAGAAGAAGCCAAGGAAGAUAAGGAGCAAUUGAAUGCCAGCAUCGUUGAAGCGAAGGAGUCUAGUGGUGAUGGCAUAGAGAAUUUUGUGAGACCAGACAGUGCCAAAAAGAGCGUAGCUGAAACAAAAGGAAACACAGAGGAGGAGAAAACAUUCCGGGGGGUGCUUAGGAGAAAAGUUGAAACCAAAGAACAGUCAGCAGAGCAACUCAAACAGCAAGAGGCUGAGCAAAAAGACUUCCGUUGCGUGCUGGGGAAGAAAGUGAUCACCAAAAGCUUUUCUGAGGAAGAACUGAAGGAACAAUCAGCAGAACAAAUGAACUUCCGAGACUCACUUUCCAGACAUGUCAAAACAACUAAUGCAUUUGAAGAAGAGAAAAAGAUUUCUAGUCCCCAGCAGGUAGAUUUUCGGGCAGUACUUGGUAAAAAGAACAGUCCUAAAAUAUCACAAGACAUGAUCACACUAAAGCAAAUGCAGCCUGACAUCAGGAGUGCUCUAAGCUCAGAUAAACAAGAUUCGACUGGCAAAGAUGCUAAUAAUGACGCUGGAAACCUUCAACCUGUAAAAGUGGACUUAAAUGAUAAUGGCGAUUGUAAAAAUGGAUGUUCAUGUAUCGAUGGUGGAAUAAUUGAUCAGAAAUCCGAAAGCACAGGAAAUGCACCUGUUUUUAAGGAAACAUUAAAAGAUACUCAGGUAGUAGAUGGUGAACGUUUAUUGUUGCAGUGUCGAGUUACUGCUGAACCAGCUCCAAUAGUCACCUGGACUAUAAAUGGAAAGGCCAUCAAGUCAUCCAAGUUCAUUAAUAUAUCACAAGAAGGAUCACUUUGUAUACUUGCAAUUGAGGAGGUCCUGCCUGAAGAUGAAGGCCUUUACAAGUGCAUAGCUGAGAAUUCUACAGGGAAAAUGGAAUGUUCUUGCUCAGUUACUGUGGCUGAUGCAGCUGCCCCGAAGACUCCCCAAACUGCUGAGAAAACAUCAAAGAAGGCAACGUCCACCCUUAGUCCCACUUCAGACGGUGUUCAGGCCACCAUAAAAAAGAAACCAACUCCAAAAACUCCUCCCAAACCAGCUAUUCCACCACAGAUACUUCAAUGUCCAGGAAGCAUGAAAGUCCGUGCAGGAGAAUCUGUGGAACUGCUUUGCAAGCUCACCGGAACACAACCACUCAGCUAUACAUGGCUAAAGUUUAGAAAACAGAUUAAGGAAAGUGAUCACAUAAAAAUAGAGAAUACAGACAGCAGCAGUAAGCUAAUCAUCUCUUCAGCUAAGCAUGAAGACUGUGGCUGUUACAAUUUACUUGUAGAAAAUAAGUUCGGAAGCAAACAAGUUCAAGUUAACCUCACAGUUGUCGACAGACCUGAACCACCAGCUGGAAAACCAUGCUCUUCUGAUAUUCGUAAUUCUACCCUGACCCUGUCAUGGUAUGGUCCCACAUAUGAUGGUGGGAGUAUUGUUCAAUCCUACAAUGUGGAAACUUGGAAUUCCGUGGAGACACAAUGGACAAAUCUAACUACCUGUCGCAGCACAUCCUGCACAGUGUGUGAUCUAAAUCCUGACAAAGAAUACAAAUUCCGUGUUCGAGCUGUAAAUGUUUAUGGAACUAGUGAACCAAGUCAAGAAUCUGAUUUGGUCAGAUUGGGGGUCAAAGAAGAUCGCAAAGAUGAAGCUGAUCUGUCUGACGAUGAUGAAAAAGAAGGUGAACCAGAUUAUCGUGACGUUAACAUCAACACAAGUGAGAAGGCCACAGAAUAUUAUGAUAUAUUGGAAAAAAUAGGAACGGGAAAAUUUGGACAAGUUUUUAAACUUGUUGAAAAGAAAACUAGAAAAGUUUGGGCAGGAAAGUUUUUCAAGGCCUUUUCCGCGAAAGAUAAAGAAAAUGUAAGGCAAGAAAUCAGUAUUAUGAAUUGUCUGCACCACCCAAAGCUUGUUCAAUGUGUUGAUGCCUUUGAAUCAAAGUCAGACAUAGUUAUGGUCCUGGAAAUAGUUUCAGGUGGGGAGCUAUUUGAGAGAAUAAUCGAUGAGGACUUUGAGUUGACCGAGAGAGAAUGCAUCAAAUACAUGCUCCAAAUUAAUGAAGGUGUGCAGUUCAUCCACAAACAGGGGAUUGUACAUCUGGACUUAAAGCCAGAAAACAUCAUGUGUGUCAACAAAACAGGAGCAAGGAUAAAACUCAUUGAUUUUGGACUUGCAAGAAGAUUAGAAAGUGCAACAUCAUUAAAGGUUCUAUUUGGUACACCUGAAUUUGUGGCUCCUGAAGUUAUCAACUAUGAACCAAUUGGGUAUGCAACAGAUAUGUGGAGCAUAGGAGUCAUCUGCUAUAUCUUGGUCAGUGGACUGUCUCCAUUCAUGGGUGAUAAUGACAAUGAAACUCUUGCCAAUGUAACAUCUGCUACCUGGGACUUCGAUGAUGAUGCUUUUGAUGAAAUUUCUGAUGAUGCCAAAGACUUCAUCAAUCAUCUUCUGAAAAAAGACAUGAAACAUCGUAUGAACUGUGAUCAGUGCCUUGAGCAUAAAUGGCUGAAAAAAGAUGUUAACAACAUGGCAGUGAAAAAACUUUCAAAGGAAAGAAUGAAGAAGUACAUGGCCAGGAGGAAAUGGCAGAAAACAGGACAUGCAGUCAGAGCAAUAGGACGGCUGUCUUCUAUGGCAAUGUUAUCUGGUCUGAGUGGGAGGAAGACUUCACUGGGAAACGCGCCCACCAGUCCUCCAGAUGCUGCUGAAAAGCCAGAAGCCGAAGCUGAUGAAGCCAAGAUGCUUCUCGAGGCAGUUUCCGAAGAACGGCAAAGUUUUAAGCCUUAUUUUUCCAAGACUUUUGAAGACACUGAAGUUGUAGAAGGGAGUGCUGCUCGCUUUGACUGCAAGAUUGAUGGCUACCCAGAUCCUGAAGUUAUGUGGUUCAAGGGUGAACAGCCCAUCAAGGAGUCUCGCCACUAUCAAAUUGAAUAUGAUGAAGACGGAAACUGUUCUUUGAUUAUUUCUGAUGUAUCUGCACAUGAUGAUGGCAAAUAUACUUGCAAGGCCAUCAACAGCCUAGGAGAGGCAACCUGGACAUCCGAGCUCAUUGUGGAAACAAUGGAAGAAGGCGGGAUGAGUAAUAUUGAAUCAAAUUAAAAGUGUUGCUUGUUAGGAGGUGCAUUUGUCUAUUGUUAGAUUCUAUACUGCUAGAACUCAUGUAAAAUGAGUUGACUACUCAAAGUUCUUUGUUAAUUUCCAAGGAAUGGAAGGUGUUUAUGGAUAUAUGUAUUCUAUACCUAUGAAAUCACCAUUGAAUAUUGCAGUUGUGUGCAGAAAUUUAAGAUUAGAAUCCACCCACUUACCUAACGAUGAUAUAUUUCCAUGUGAACACCACAGCAUAUGUACUAUAUUUUAAUGGUUCAACUUCACCCACAUUUACCAAUUUAGAGCAAUAAUCACUAACUUUCUCAGAAGAUUUUCAGAAUUCUUUGGACUCAGUGCUUCUAAACCAGUUAUUUUGAAACCUGCCAUUUAACCAUUGGUUCAUUGACCCAGUCCUUUGUGCAUCUCUGUUUGCAUGUAUGAGAGGCUGAUGAAUCUUUGUUUAUGGAUCUCAUCUAGGAGAAAGUGAGGACUGCAGAUGCUGGAGAUCAGAGCUGAAAAUAUGU
Chiloscyllium plagiosum (whitespotted bambooshark) is the source of this 6870-nucleotide messenger RNA. Its product is annotated as myosin light chain kinase, smooth muscle-like. Gene Ontology annotation, biological process: protein phosphorylation. Gene Ontology annotation, molecular function: protein binding; protein kinase activity; ATP binding. Lineage: Eukaryota; Metazoa; Chordata; Chondrichthyes; Orectolobiformes; Hemiscylliidae. The record is from RefSeq and is a predicted model, not a curated record.